Molecule: messenger RNA, 2697 nt
Organism: Rhopilema esculentum
Lineage: Eukaryota; Metazoa; Cnidaria; Scyphozoa; Rhizostomeae; Rhizostomatidae
Product: caspase-3
Biological process (GO): proteolysis
Molecular function (GO): cysteine-type endopeptidase activity
Source: RefSeq, a predicted model, not a curated record
GUAGGGGCUUUUUCGAAGGGGGGGGGGGAUUUGAGGAUUUACGUUAGUUGCUAAUCUGUUUGUCUGUCGCUUCAUGUGAACGGACACACAAUAAGUACAACAGUAAAAUUUUUAACACACAAUAUUCAAAAUUUUGAUAUGUUAUACUUAAUCUUUUAAAAAAGGCGUGGACGGAUAAAUACAAUUGCUUGUUUCUCUAGAUCCCAGUGCCUCCUCAUUUCCAGACCGAUCCAACUACGCUUGAUAUCUUCCUUUGUUUUAUUUAUUUGAAUUCUCACGUGGUAUUGAAUUCUGAGAAGAAGAAUUACAUUACGUGUUUAGGGAGGGUACGAUGUUUGAUUGUGACGUUUGAUUGGAAGUUCCCUUGGUUAAAGAAGUUGUGAACCGGGGAGUUGUGAUUCAGUCUCAUUGAUACUACCUACUACCCAGUAAAGAUCAAAGAGAAAGCAAGAAAGUUGUUCAAAAUGGCCAGACGUGACCGAUUUGACAUCGUUUUUAACAACGACAUAGGACCUGGCGCUGGCACAGUGAUGAUAGGCCAGAACAAUAUUAAUCUACACGCUCCAGCAGCUCAGCAAGCACCACAACAUCAAGAACCAAGAACUGAAAAUGGCCCUAAUCUUUCAGAGGAAAAAAAAUUUGAAUUCAACGAGGAAAGUUUUCAUCACUACAUGAAAAAGGCUCAUGUCGUUCUAAUCCAUAAUUACAAAUAUGAUUCACGUGAUGAACCGAUCAGGGAAGGCUCUGACAAGGAUGCUACAGAUCUGAAAAUGCUUUUUGAAACCGAGCUGGCAUUUCCUUUUAAAGAAUUUGAAAACUGCAGUGCUUCCCGGAUCGAAGAAAUUGUCGAGAUGCUGAGUCAGCGUGAUUUCAGUGCAAAUGACGGGUUUGUUUUCAUAUUUUUGGGGCAUGGCAAAAAGGAAGGUCUUGUUGGAACUGAUGAGAAGGUCGUGUCAAUUUCAGAGAUUACAAGCUCAUUCACAGUUGACAGGUGCCCAUCGCUAGGGGACAAGCCAAAAAUUUUUAUCUUCCAAGCCUGUCGUGGUGAUAAAUGUGAUUUGGGGGCAUUUGCAGCUGAUGCUGAACCAAUGGAAAAUACUCCCCUCGGGCGGACACUUCCUGUUGAAAGUGAUUUUCUUAUUUGCUACGCUUGUCCUGUUGGUUUUAGUGCUUUUCGCGACCUAGAAAUGGGAUCUUGGUUCAUACAAUCGUUUAUCUUCAUGACCAAGAAGUAUCGCAAGGAAGAGCACUUGAUGGAUAUUUUGUUAAGGGUCAAUUUCGACGUUGCUUCCAAGACCUGUGAUGAUAGAUUCAAGCAAAUUCCAAGUCAAGAAUGUCGGCUUACCAAACGCUGUUACUUUGCUUCAUGAAAUCAUAACACUUGCGUUAAUUUAGAUAUUCGCGGAUAAACCUGUCCCCGCUGAAUAUCCCCACUUUCCCGAACACCCUUGAUCCCGAGUAUCCCUCGACCCCAAAUAACCCUCGUGUUUUAUUUGACAACGCAGCAAAAGAUUUCAAUGCGAGUCCAUGAAAUGAUUCUUGCACCAUUGAAAAUUUUAAGCAUAAAUUAUUUACAGUUGUAUUCUAUCUAGUUAUGCCAAUGGCGCUGGCACACCCUCUUUUUCCGAUUUAAGUCCCAGAAGAGAAUAUUUGGGACAGGUACUAUUUUGGCAAAGCAUAUCGUGAUUUGAUGGGCGCUCUCUUAUUUGAGAGGGUCGCUCUCUUAUUUGGUAAUGGGCGUCCCCUGUUGGUUGCACGAGCAUUUUCGGUCGGUUUGUUGCCUGGGCAAUUCUGGUUUACACUGUCAUUAGCGUUCCCUGUCAGUUUCUAAAGCGUUUCCUGUUGGUUGCACGAACAUUCCCCCUUGGUUGCACGAACGUUCCCCCUUGGUUGCACGAACGUUCUCCCUUGGUUGCACGAACGUUCCCCCUUGGUUGUACGAGCGUUCCUCGUAGCGAGUGUUCACUUUUGGUUGCAGGAGCGUUUACUUUUGGUAAAAAGGCGCUUCCUGACAGAGAAGGAGAGCAGCAUAAAACGCUUUUUGUCUUCCCAAACUUUUGUAGCCGUCGCCGCCAUUGGUUUGGCCAUGCAUUUCAAUGGUCAGCUAAAUUCCAUAAGCACCCAAUAUUUGUAGCGUUUCAGCAUCUUAUCUAUAACUCACGUCCAUUAAAAAGGAGGUUUUUUAAAUACGGCCUAGAUUUUGCGAAAAUCGGGAUUGAUGUCAUCCAAGUUAGAAAGGAAACAAAUUUGUCUAAGUAUUGCUUACAGUAGACCUUAAAGACCAUUGGUUGAUAUUGUCGUUGCCCUGGAUACCAGAGCCCAAGAAACCGGAAGGAGAAUGGAGAUGAGAGACACUUUAUCUCCUUCAAUUUUUUUCCUUUUCCAAAUUUCUUAGGCUCUGGUAACAAGGGUAUCUUGGCGUGGACAAAGAUUAAAAAUAUUUUUCGCUGGGUGUGUAAAACACCGCAUCAUCUGUGUAUUUGUUUAUUUGUUUAGAUUAUGUGACAAAUUUGAUUUGUACCAGUAGCUACCUGUUUCUGUUUAACUUUUGUUUGUACAGUAAUCGAAGUUUCUGUAGAUUUAUGGUUCGAGUUAAAACUCGUUUUCUUUGUGACGAAUAGCUCUUGCAUUAAAAAAGAUGUAUGCAUUUGAUUAAAAAAUUGCUUUUGCGUUAUAAAUAUUAUCAUUUUAUUGGUA